UAUUUCUUCUUCUUUACUAUCCAAAAUAUUCCAUUUUUAUACAAAUUAAUACGAUUCUUCAUUUGGGAUCUAUCACAUUCCAUUUACUUAUUACAUUCUUUUUUUUAUCUAUCAAACAAUCAUAUUAGGUGUUCCUGAAGUGAACAAAUUCGAGAUAGUAACAUAACAGGUGUGUUUUCACUGGAAAUUCCAAGACAAAAAAAAUACUUUCCUUUUCCCCAAAUACUCUUCUUUUUUUGUUAACACGAAGGAAAACAAAAUCUUGAAGGCAUGGUGGUGAAGAUGUUUAUUAUGUUGUAGAUGUUGAUUAUAGAAGAAAACUUGUAGAGAUUAAAAGAUCAUGCUGCAUUUGUAUUUUAAAGAAAAGGUUAAUUUUGUAUAUAAUAUGGGUUGGUUUACAAAGUUUUUCAAACGCUACAAGCAUAAAAUUUCAAGAUGGAAAUCCAAUUGCAAACAUAGUGGUGAUAAUAGAAUCCAGGAUAAUCAUCAUAUUUCAGUGGAUGAUUUGACAGAUACCGAGAAAGAAGAUAUCUACAAGGCAAUUGCACUCUCUCUAUCAAAGGAGGAUCUCAAAGGAAAACCAGUUGUUGGGGAAGAAUCUCAGUCUGAAGAAGACAAGCACCUUCACAAAAUUGAUGAGGAGGAAGAUAAACAUCUCAGUGAAGUUUGUCCUGAGAAAGAUGAGAAUUGUGGUAAAGUUCAACUAGACGAAGACGAAUGGCUAGCUAAAAUUCAGCAGGAUGAAAAUGAAUGUCGUGCCAGAGAGCAACUAGAGGAUGAUGAGCUACUUGCAAGGGCACUUCAAGAAAGUUUGAACGUUGAUUAUCCUCCUCAACAUGGCAGUGAUUCUUUAUUUAAACCUGCUCCCCAAAGUUUUCCUCCUGGAUUCAGAACAUGUGCUGGCUGCAAUGCUGAGAUUGGCCAUGGAAGAUUUUUAAGUUGCAUGGGAGGUGUCUGGCAUCCGAAAUGCUUCCUCUGCAAUGAUUGCUGUCUUCCAAUCACCGAUUAUGAGUUUUCUAUGUCUAGCAACCGUGCUUACCAUAUAUCCUGCUACAGGGAGAAGCAUAACCCAAAAUGCGAUGUUUGCAAGAAUUUUAUCCCAUCUAAUUCAGCUGGCCUUAUUGAGUAUAGAGCUCAUCCUUUCUGGGUCCAAAAAUACUGCCCAAAACAUGAGCACGACGACACUCCUCGUUGUUGUAGCUGCGAAAGAAUGGAGCCAAACGAUUUAAAAUAUAUUUUGCUUGAUGAUGGUCGAAAGCUAUGUCUCGAGUGUCUAGACUCGGCAAUUAUGGAUAGUCGUGAAUGCCAACCUCUCUACCUUGAAAUUCAAAAUUUUUUUGAAGGUUUAAAUAUGAAAGUGGAGCAGCAAGUUCCUAUGCUUUUGGUUGAGAGACAAGCACUGAAUGAGGCCAUGGAAGGAGAAAAAAUUGGUCAUCACCAUUUUGCUGAAACUAGAGGACUCUGCUUGUCAGAAGAGCAAACUGUUGCCACCAUUUUAAGAAGACCAAGGAUUAGGGCAGGACGCCGAGCCACAGACAUGAUAACCAAGCCUUAUAGACUGACCCGUCAUUGUGAAGUGACAGCCAUUCUUGUUUUGUACGGCCUUCCGAGGUUGUUGACAGGAUCAAUCCUAGCUCAUGAGAUAAUGCAUGCAUGGCUAAAGCUUAAAGGUUAUCCCAAUCUGAGUCCAAAAGUUGAAGAAGGAAUCUGCCAAGUCAUGGCUCAUAUGUGGUUAGAGUCAGAGCUCUAUUCUGGAUCCAGGAAUAAUGAUGCCCCAUCUUCAUCUUCAUCAUUGCGGUCCACCUCUUCUGCAUCAUCGAAGAAGGGUAAACGGUCUGAUUUUGAGAUGAAACUCGGUGAUUUUUUCAAACACCAAAUUGAGACAGAUACCUCAUCAGCCUAUGGAGAUGGAUUCAGAUUGGGCAACCAGGCAGUACUUAAGUAUGGACUCAAAAGUACCCUUGAUCAUAUCCAUACGACCGGAAAUUUUCCGAGUUGAAAAUUUGAAAGGCUGCAUAACUUUUUCGCCAGUAUGAACUGAUGCCUUAUUUCGGUCGAAAGUGCUGCCUCUCUAGUCCCUCCAUCCCCUCAGAUGAAACAUCAGUUGUCGGAUUAAUCUAACUGUUGAUAGUGUUGAUAUGAGUCAUUAGAUUAAUUUAACUGUCGAGUUUCUGAUGGAGUUCAGCUGCCAAUGCCAUCAUACAAAUUGUUUAUAAAUAUUAAUGUCUUAAAAAGAACUUUUUGAUAAUUCCAUAAUAGGAAGUAUAUUGAAUUGAAGGAAAAGUUACCAUAAACA
Molecule: messenger RNA, 2296 nt
Organism: Cicer arietinum (chickpea)
Lineage: Eukaryota; Viridiplantae; Streptophyta; Magnoliopsida; Fabales; Fabaceae
Product: protein DA1-related 1-like
Molecular function (GO): ubiquitin binding
Source: RefSeq, a predicted model, not a curated record